Messenger RNA from Carlito syrichta (Philippine tarsier), 1888 nucleotides. It is a transcript of the gene CFAP221, whose product is annotated as cilia and flagella associated protein 221. The coding region runs from base 215 to 1735 and encodes 506 amino acids. The record is from RefSeq and is a predicted model, not a curated record. The transcript is spliced from 16 exons. Gene Ontology annotation, biological process: cilium movement; cilium assembly. NCBI's taxonomy places the organism in Eukaryota, Metazoa, Chordata, Mammalia, Primates, Tarsiidae. Gene Ontology annotation, cellular component: cilium.
UUCCAGCGAAGACACACACGUUCAUAUUUUACCCCCACAAACCAAAUAUUUUCAGAUCAAUUAUGAGAAGAAGGAACACCGCCUUGUCCCUGGCCUGUCGCUCUUGGUCACCGUCCUGUUUUCUCCAGAUGAGUGGCGAUACUAUUAUGACUGCAUUCGCAUUCACUGUAAGGGAGAUGACACUUUGCUUGUUCCUAUCCAUGCCUAUCCCAUCAUGAACACACUGGACUUUCCCUCAUUUAUAAAUCUAUCAAAUGUUCUACUUGGUGAAAGCAAAACUUGCGUUAUUCCUUUGCAGUGCAGCUGCCCUGUAGAUUUCGAGUUCCAUAUCACUUUGAUUCAGUCUCAUCAAGCCUUUGCUAUUGAGCCAACAUCAGGAAUAAUUCCAGCUAAUGGGAAGAUGAAUGUGGCCAUUAAGUUCACACCCCUUCAGUAUGGGACUGCCCAGAUGAAAAUGCAAUUGUGGAUUUCACAGUUCAACUCUCAACCAUACGAAUGUGUCUUCACCGGAACGUGCCGUCCCAACAUGGCCUUACCAUUAGAAGAGUUUGAGAGAUUGAAUACUAUUUCUAAGAAAGUAAACGUUCCUCCAGAAAAAGCAAUGACACGUAUACAUUCUCACCGACUACCAGCAAAGACAAAGCCUCAAAAGCCUAAGGAAAUUGAGUACCAGAACCUGCGAUUUCCAGUAGAUUUAUCAAAUCCAUUUGCUGUGGCAACUGUUUUAAACCAAGAACCAGGGAAAAUGAAGAUUAAAGAAUUAAGAGAAGUUUUGGACCAAGGCACUGAAAUUUCAAAAACAAGACAAAUGAAGGAGGCGCUUUUCGAGCAGAAAAUCAGGCAGAACACUUGCGAAGAGAUGGAAAAUCAUCUUAAGUGGCAGGUGCACCUUGGUAAAGAUCACGUGUCUUUUAAAUUUAAGAAAGAACUUAGGGAGGAGCGGCAAAGAGCAUCCACCAAGUAUAAGCUUGAGAGAGGAGAUCCUAAUUCGAGUGAGGAAUAUCAGCGACUCAAGACAGAAGUCAGCCAUAAACGGAUCGUUCACAAUCUAAAAGACAAAAUCAAGGAAUUUCAUCCUAAUUUUGAUCCACUCACGAAUAAUACUUGGGCCAACAGGUUCAGGGCACAAAAACGCUUUCAACAAGUAGCACGCAAGAUCAUGGUUCAACGACGAUUACUUACCAUGCUGGCCGCUGUUCGCGAAAUGGACAAAGAGACUCUAGUAAAACAGAUCACUCAAGCAAAACACUUGUCAGUACAAGACAAUACUUUGUCCAGAUACCCUCUGCGGCGGCUCAGCCUGGAUGAGUAUUCCAGCCAGUUCUCUGUACCGCCCGAGAAAGUACUGCCCUUCGCUUUCCCAGAUUACAGCCCUCCUCAGGAAUCCAACGAGUUGGCUCCUGAUGGCCUUGGACUGGUCCCAAUUAAACCUUCAGAAGUUCAAAUCAAACAGAGUUAUUCUUUCUUCAAUUUGCAGGUUCCUCAGCUGUAUAAAAUUAAGGGAUAUCAGCCCUUCUGUGUCCACAAGGCUUCAACUAGUUACAGACCUCAGAAGCUUGCUCGAGCCCUGAGGCAAGGAGCUGAGGAUGAAGUCACCACCAUCGUAGCCCUUCCGAAACGGGACUCCACACCUCAGCUCUCUGGCAAGACUUCAGUCUUGAGCAUGAAACCACCUGAGGCCUUAGCCACGUCUCUAGAUUAUGAUCCACUUUAUAUAUUUGUAAGUAACAAUUGACAGAAGACUUGGGUUCUAAGUUCCUUUAUUUCAGCAAUUACUCUAUAAGAAAACCAAAGAAUUAAUUGAGAACAUUUUUUCAGGUGUUAAAUGAUAACGCGCCUUUAAAAUUACUUGUCAGUAUUUAUUUUCUGGAAAAUAUCAAUAUUUUGU